Messenger RNA from Trametes versicolor FP-101664 SS1, 1557 nucleotides. RefSeq lists its product as uncharacterized. The record is from RefSeq and is a predicted model, not a curated record. The transcript is spliced from 8 exons. The coding region runs from base 1 to 1557 and encodes 518 amino acids. NCBI's taxonomy places the organism in Eukaryota, Fungi, Basidiomycota, Agaricomycetes, Polyporales, Polyporaceae.
AUGCACUUACACUCCGGCUGGGUAAAGCGACUCCCUGUACCGCCCGGUGUGAGCACCUCAACCCGCACUAACAUCCCGAGUACUGCGGGAUCUGGCCAGUCGCGUGCGAAGUCCGUGGCAGCCGGGGCGCCCAAGCCAGUGCCUGCACGCGAGCCCUCGCCUGCACGCGCGCCAUCGCCUCGUCCACUCACUCCUCCACCCACUGCGGCAGCAGCAAAAGGAAAACGCAGGCAAGUUCAAGAGCCCUCUCUAUCACCACAGCCACCAUCGAAGCGUCCACGCGUUGAAGACGUGGUCGAUGACGGCGCCGAGGACCCAGUUCCAGAACCUGUCGAGGAGCCUGUGCAAGCACCCGAGCAUUGGCUACUACAGCUACUUCCACUCCUGGACAUUAACGACACGCAAGUACCCUCGAAGCGACAACGUAUCGACAAGGGAUACGAAGGCUACUACAACGAUGUACGGCUAGUACGCCGCGCUAUGGGCGAGUUUGUCAAGAUCGAAUCGGCAUUCACACGCGGCGCUGAGAUCUCCGCCUCCCCCGAGCGGAUGGCUCAGCUCCAACCGGGAGUCAAGUACAGCCGGGAUUGUCAACUCGUAGACUCCUGGAGCGUGUUGCAGAGUAUGCAACCCUCCCUCGUGGAGUGCGAGGACUACUUUCGUGCGAACCCUGACGAAGCGGCAACACUUCUAACAUAUAUGGAUGCGGUCGCCAACCGCACCCGCAGCGAGGAUCUGUGCCGCCUCCGGGACAGUGUGAUUAAGUACUCCAAGCCCGACCGGGGUGUCGGGGACAUUCUCGCGGUCAAGGCCUUACGCGGGUUCAGGCACGAGCACACAGCACGUCUACUAUGUCCAAUCACAAAGAGGGAAUUGUUUGAAGAGGACCCAGAGACAUUCCGUCUCCGUGUCAUCAAUAGGGACAAGACCUUGCUUAUCACUGCCAAGGACUGGCCGAUAUUCUUGUACGACGAGAAUCUGUUCAUCAUCGGCCACUUGAAGUCCGGGCUCCUGCGGAGUCUGCUGCUUGUCCGGUGUUACAAGCACACGUACACAGGUCCCUCAAGCGCAGAUCGAGAGGUCGAGCUCUAUGCGACAUACAAAGGCACCCCGUCGCUCUCACGCAAGUACAAGAUUGAUACAGUCACUCCAGAGACCAUCAUCUACGUGGCCGUCCUCAUGCGAUCGGCGCUGAGCUCAUGUGCCACAUGGGCAGACAGCGACGGGUCCUGGAGCGGCCCGGUGUUCGUUCGCUCUCUUCGACGGGUCUUCCAUAUGUACCCGGUGUGGGCUGAAAACACGCUUAAGUGGUGGAGGCUACAGAUCUAUGGAGAUGUGGAUGACCAGCGCGAGGACGACGUCGACAGCGAUUGCGCCGCCGACCUCAUCGACCGCGAGGGCGAUGAUGUUGAGUACGAGGAGCCGACUAUCCGCAAGCACGUCAUCACGCCCGCCGUCAAGCUCACCGUCAUGCCGGCUGCUAAGCCUGUCGCCGCCGACUUCCAACAGGGCUCGAGCAAGGACGGCAUGCACUCCCAGCCGAGCGACGACGACUAG